Messenger RNA from Fomitiporia mediterranea MF3/22, 504 nucleotides. RefSeq lists its product as uncharacterized. The coding region runs from base 1 to 504 and encodes 167 amino acids. The record is from RefSeq and is a predicted model, not a curated record. Lineage: Eukaryota; Fungi; Basidiomycota; Agaricomycetes; Hymenochaetales; Hymenochaetaceae. The transcript has 3 exons.
AUGGUCCGUCUCUGCGUCGAUAAAACGAUCCCGAACUCUAAUCUAUGCAGCUUCUUGCGCAGCAGUGACAUGUGCGGCACUUGGGGUUCGGAACCAAUGGUGGACAAGAUAUAUCGCAUGACUCCCGCCUGCUUCUCACCGGAAAAGAAGAGGCAUACGUCCACGAUGUACGGAAACGUGGUUUACCAGCCGAGUGGGGACUCUUCUCUCGAUGACUUGCGCGAAGCACUGGAGGAGCCGGCGGCAAAAAUAGAUAUGAGAAAAGUCAUCUGGAAUGCCGCAUACGAUGACAACGGUUCCGAGACUACCAUCUUAUGGAAGUAUGUUCUACAAGUGAACGAAUUCUCCGUGAACAAGGCUGGAAAUAGGGAGCCCAUCACUCUUGCGAAACGUUUAUCCAAAUGGGCUUGCCGGCAUAGAUGGGACAAUUGCGACUUAAAGAAGACUGAGCCGCUAUUCUUGUUGUGUGCUUUAUCUACAACUCCGAUCAGCCCGAAUGUAUAG